UCCCUCAAACUCACACUCACACUUGCACUCUCACUCACUUACUUACCUAUAGAGAGAUAAACAAAGUAAGUUUUUGAUUGGUAGAGUGAGAGAGAGAGAGAAAUAGGGAACGGGACAAAAGGGUUCAGCUUUUUUAGGGUGAAAGUGAGAUCUUUUAAGCGCACAUCCAUUUAAGCAGAGCGAAACAAACAAACAAAGAAAAGAAAGAGAAAGAGAGAGAGAGAGAGAAUAGACUUAAUGUUCACGCUAUUAUAUUACAUUACAUUUACAUUAUAGUCUGCUCUCGUUUCUGAAACAAAGAAACUCAGAUUGAUAAACCCCCUCUCCUCCCUCCCCUCAUAACUUCUCUGCCUAGCCUAGGGUUAUCUUAUUGGUACUGCUUUAGCAAGAGAGAGAAACAACAAACAACAAACAACAAGCAUGCUGGACUACGAAUGGGGAAACCCGUCUAACAUAAUGCUUACCGGAAAUGAAGACGCCUCCGCCGCAGCAGCCUCCGAUCAAGCUCACCGUCAAUUAUUCGACCACUACACUUCUCAAACCAUGUUAUCCGACAACUACCUACACCACCCAUCUGGGCCCAACAUCAACAUAAACACAACUGAUUUCACUCACCACCACUUUAACCCACAACAACAGCACCAUAUGCAUCACCCUUUCUUUGACCCACGCGCUUACCAAGCCGCGUCCUCAACAAAUUCCUACCCUCCACCCCAACCACCACCACCUCCUUCCAUGCUCUCCCUCGACCCACUCCCUCAUGUAAACACACAUAACUGUGCCCCUGGACUCCUCCUCGUCCCUAAAUCUGAAGACGUUGGAAGGCCCAUGGACUUCGUCGGCUCCAGAAUUGGACUCAACCUAGGCGGCCGCACCUACUUUUCCUCUUCUGAAGACGACUUCGUCACCCGCCUCUACCGCCGUUCCAGACCACCUGAACCUGGUUCUUCUGCUUCCUCCAACUCCCCAAGGUGUCAGGCCGAAGGAUGCAAUGCUGAUCUGUCUCAGGCCAAGCACUACCACCGCCGACACAAGGUCUGCGAGUUUCACUCCAAGGCCGCCACCGUUAUCGCUGCUGGCUUGACUCAGCGAUUCUGCCAGCAAUGCAGCAGGUUUCAUCUUCUUUCUGAGUUUGAUAAUGGAAAACGUAGCUGCAGGAAGAGAUUAGCUGAUCAUAAUCGUCGCAGAAGAAAAACUCAGCACCCAAAUACUCAAGAUAUUCACAAAUCUCACAAUACUUUGGAAAUUCCUGCAAGAUCCCCGCCGGAGUCGGGAACCCAAUCUUCAUCGUCGGUGACGGUGGCGGUGUCGCCGCCGGAUUAUUUUAGACAAAGGCCAUACCAAAGCACAAGUCCUUCAACAACUUCAAGCUCAAUGUUUUUCACCAGCGGGUAGUGUGUGCAAGCAAUGUGUAUCUAGCUAGCUAGCAAGUAGGAGCAUGCAUUCCGGUUGAAUUAAUUAAUUAAUUAAUUAAUUUGCAUGGCUAAUUAAUAUAUAUUUCGAAGAAGAAAUGAGUUAAUGGAGGAGCGUCCCUUGCAAUAAUAUAUAAUAAUGACAAUAAUAAUAAUAUGUAAUAGCUAGUAUAGUCCGAGUUGUAACCUUUGUCCUAAAAUGAAUUUGAAAUUAGUUAAGCUUAAUAAUAUGGCGUACGUUGUUACUUAUUAGUAAGAAGAGUUGAAUGUAGAAAAGUGGGAGUAAAAAAAUAAUACAAGUAAUGAAUGGUAAAGCGUAGAAGAGGAAAUUGGCCCCGUCUAUUUGGAUUUAGCCGGAAAUAGUAUCUGUUAGGGUCACAGACUGAACACGGGGUAUUCAUGCCUAUUACACAUUCAUUUUUGGGCAAUGAAUAAUUUUCGUUUUGUCUGGUACUUGAUAUUUUCCUGAAAAAUGAAGUGAUUAUUAUUAUGUAUAUAAUGUUCAAAAUUGA
This is a messenger RNA of Cicer arietinum (chickpea), 1924 nucleotides long. Its product is annotated as squamosa promoter-binding-like protein 8. NCBI's taxonomy places the organism in Eukaryota, Viridiplantae, Streptophyta, Magnoliopsida, Fabales, Fabaceae. The record is from RefSeq and is a predicted model, not a curated record. Gene Ontology annotation, molecular function: DNA binding. Gene Ontology annotation, cellular component: nucleus.